AUGGCACGGUUGUCAUGUGAUCCGACCUCGUAUAACCCUACAAUGCCCUUCCAGGGGCACUCACACUUUCGCGUCCUUGCUCCUGCUAUGGCUCGAACACUUGGAUCGACACUGUCUUCAGGUCUUCAAUGGUCUUCAGAGUUCACUUGGAAGAAAUCAUUGUAUUUAAGAGCAAGAGAACUUAAGAACAUUGUUUUCUUGUGUGGAACAUGUCAUAAAUCUAAGAGUAUCUCAACUUAUUUGCAACUGAAACAGCUUCUGAAAGCAGUUACAUUGCUGGCUCAUGGAUGUUUACAAAUUCUUGGAGGAAUUGAUUAA
This is a messenger RNA of Gryllus bimaculatus (two-spotted cricket), 318 nucleotides long. Lineage: Eukaryota; Metazoa; Arthropoda; Insecta; Orthoptera; Gryllidae. The record is from the annotation of a GenBank genome assembly.